CCUCUCUCUUUUUCUUCCUCACCCUCCCCGCUCCAGACGGUGUCGCCCUUACUUUGCCCCUCCCUCCUCCCGCCUGUCCCAGUAAAGCGCUGCGUCCCGCUUCUGCUCGUCCUUAGCGCGGACGUCGUACCUCCAUAUCGUCACUCCUUCCUGGCCUCUCUUCUUCUUCUUCUUCCUCCUCCUCCUCCUCCUUCUGUUCUGCCUCCGCGACUUCUUUUUCCAUCCGCCAUCUUUUCCUUUCUUUUCUUUCCCUCCUCCCCGCUCUCUUUCUCCUCCCUCUUCUCCCCCGUCUCUAACCCAUUCGUCUUCAGACAGCGUGGACGGAGACCUCUGCAGGGUCACGUUGACCACGAGAAACCUCAAUCUCGGCGCCACCCACGCACCUCGUCCAACCGCUGCUCUGCAUUCGCCGUCCAAGAGCUCCUCCGCCGUCCCAACACUCAGCUCAUUGACCGCGUCCGCCACCUCCUCAGGCAUUGCCACGCCCACCAAACGUGACACUCUUCUAUCCUCGCUUGCCGGAGCUCGUCGUCAACGCACCGCAAGCAUGGCGACACAAGAGCUGCACUCGGCCGCCGAUCUGCUGCGUCAGGCGAUAAAUGUCAAGUAAGUCGGAGUCCUCCCGUCGUCGUCGUUCUGUUUCCUUUUCGACGGCCUCUUCGCCCGCCCAGAUUUUCCACAUCUUGCACCGCCCCGUGUCCUAGUCCGCCUUGCAUCUUGCGUCUUCGCCGUCCUUUUUUUGGAGGGCUUUCCGUUCAUUUCUCCCCGGCGGCUUCCAACACAACGGACCGACCGACUGCCGGUCGGAACAAUCCGAGGGCAUCUACACUCCAAUUCCAGCCGCCCGUUCCCUUCCCCGGCUUGUUCGACCGGUAGCGGGGGGGCUGGCACCUUUUUGCGGCUGUUCAGCGAAUCUCGGAUCCGAUCAGCUGGCUGCGAAAAAUGCGCCGUGUGGACCUCCAGCCAGACAUGGGCACGGCGAGUGCGGGCAUGGCGCGGGACUUUGUUCCCAGCCAGAAUCGCAGUAAAAGCCUGCCUUGUGCGGCUGUCACAUGCCUGCGCUCAUCGCCCUCAUGCCUGCCACCGCACGUUUUCAUUCCCAUUUUUCCCUUCCCAUUUUUAUUUUCCACGAGUCCACUUCCCUGAAACGUCGCACAAAGUUUUUUACCCCCCCGAAUUAGCUCGCCAGUGUCACUGGAGCCCAGUCAUCUACGACAGCCCCUCCACCGAUUUGGCGUCAAGCGCGCAAACUCGCCGCCUGACUGCUUGCUCUGUUGCCCGUCUUGUUUUGCUUUGCUUUGGCUUUGGCUUUGCUUUUGCUUGCGAUUAUGCUUUGCUGAGGCGAGGCGCUGCUACACUGCCUUCUCACGCUCUGCGUUCAUCCAUGAAUCAUUGCAUUACAUCAUGCCGCUCGUCGCUAACCCGCGUCCUCCUUUGUUUAGUCAGCGAUCACAGCAGCCACAUGACGACGACCUCGAUCACAUAGGCUCCAACGCUUCGACGCCACCGGGCGCACACACGCCGCGGCCUGAUCUGGUGGACAAGAGGCUGCCGGGCAUAAUACACAGCUACUUUGGACAGGUUUGUGACUCCUUCCGCAGCCGCCCAAAGUCUGCAAGUAGUAGCAUAGACCACACCAGCACUCUCCCUUCCUCACCCAACAGCAAGAUGGGCAGUGAGAAGCGGCACACGGACGAGAGUACGCUCGAAGGCGACAGACAGCGACAGCCGGCCUGCAAGGCCAGCGAGGCCUCGUUGCCAACAGCGCCUGCCUCGCCUACUGGUGAAGACGUGGCUGACGUGGACGAAACUGCGCCCACGCUUCUGCUACCUCAUGAGCGACUCCAGUCUCCUGCGCCGCUAGAAUCGACGGAACAGUGCCCUUCCUCCUUCUGUCCUCCCUAUCCUACCCCGCCCACAUCCUCAAGCUCGUCUGUACACAGAACGAGCAAAGACGAGCUGAGCAGCAGGAACCCCAGCAUAGACUUGCUAGUGCGGCCGACGGCAGGCAUGGCAGUGGACGGCGCAGCUGUCGCGGACCUGUCACCCAGGGGCUCGCGAAGGACGACCCUCACUACGAGCCCUCUGUCCAACGUGGUUGCCACGUCGCCUGUCGUUGCGUCACACUUCUCCAAUCCUAUUGCUGAGCUUCCCUCUUCUUCUCAAUGUCCGAGUGUGAGCCCUGCUGUAGCAUCCCUCUCUGCUUCGAGGCAUUCCUCUGCCUCUGCGCUUACUUCUGCUUCUGCUACCACCGCUGCUACCACUGCUACUACUGCUACUGCUGCCUCGUCGUCCAAUUGUCGGGAGAGUAGUAGGCUAACUCAAAGCGCUUCGGCGCCGCGAAAGCAGAACACGCCCCCUCAAACUCCACGAACGCGAUCGCAGGAAGGCACGCAAUCCGGUACCGCGACACCACGAAGCGGCAGCGAUGGGCCAAGAGGCGCGACGAUUGGGCCGGUGCUUGGCAAGCUUUCUGUAGAGAUAUCCGAAGGCAGGGGACUCAGGCCCAGCGUCGAUCCAUAUGUGGUGUGCCAAUUCCAAUGGUCCGAGUUCAUAUCGGAGGGCCCGAUAAGUCCCAGCUCGGAAAAGGCCAAUGGCGCCACCAAGUCUGGCGGUAUCGCCAUACAAAGGACACACAGUGAAAGAGGAGGCGUCCCGCAGGCGAUACCGAUGAGGAGCAGGCAAAGCAGCCACUCGGGUCGAGAUGUGUCCGGUGACUACCAGGAGACGACGGACCCAAAGUGGCACCACAAAGCUGUCUUUGAUGUGGUUGGCGAACAUUCGGAGGUCGACAUCUCCGUCUAUGACCGGUCAAACUCAGAGGCGUUUCUAGGCCACGUUCGCUUCUGCCCGAAGCUUACGGACACGGACAUUCUGGACGGCUGGUACCCCCUUGAGCCACGAGAUGAACAUGAGGAAGGCAGCGUCACUGGCGAGAUACAUCUCAAGAUGUCCUUCAGCCGGACGGACAAGAAGCACUACGGUCCGGAGGAUUUCCAGAUUCUCAAGCUGAUAGGAAAGGGUACGUUUGGACAAGUGUUCCAGGUGCGGAAGAAGGACACCGGAAGGAUAUAUGCCAUGAAGGUGCUAUCAAAGAAGGUAAUCGUUCAGAAGAAGGAGGUAGCGCAUACCCUAGGCGAACGGAACAUUCUCGUGAGGACUGCCAUGACCGACUCUCCCUUCAUUGUGGGCCUGAAGUUCUCCUUCCAGACGCCCACCGAUCUUUAUCUGGUCACGGACUACAUGUCAGGCGGCGAGCUGUUCUGGCACUUGCAGAAGGAAGGCCGCUUCAACGAGCCGAGAGCAAAGUUCUACAUUGCCGAGCUGAUUCUCGCUCUUCAACACCUCCACGAGCACGGGAUCGUAUACAGAGACCUCAAGCCUGAGAACAUCUUGCUCGAUGCAAACGGUCACAUCGCUCUGUGUGACUUUGGCCUGUCAAAGGCCAAUCUUGCCGACUCGGAUACCACUAACACGUUUUGCGGUACUACCGAGUACCUUGCGCCGGAAGUUCUGCUCGACGAAUCCGGCUACACGAAGAUGGUCGACUUUUGGUCCCUCGGUGUGCUGGUCUUCGAGAUGUGUUGCGGCUGGUCGCCGUUCUACGCCGAGGACACGCAGCAGAUGUACAAGAACAUUGCCUUCGGCAAGGUGCGGUUCCCACGUGACGCGCUCAGCACGGAAGGUCGCAACUUCGUCAAGGGCCUGCUGAACCGCAACCCGAAGCACCGUCUAGGCUCGCAGGGCGACGCCGAAGAGCUGAAGCAGCAUCCCUUCUUCGCCGAUGUGGAUUGGGAUGCCCUGAGCAAGAAGAACGUUGUUCCUCCCUUCAAACCGAAGCUGAAGGGCGAGCUCGACGUGUCCAACUUCGACCCCGAGUUCACCAAUGCGCUGAACAACCCGACGGGGUCGCUGAACGCGCGAGCUGCCGCGCUAGCGUCUGGCGUCAACCCAGCAAGCACGCCACUCAGCCCGACCGUUCAGGCCAACUUCAAAGGCUUCACGUUUGUGGACGAGAGCGCCAUGGAGAAGCAGUUUGGUCGAGGGGAUCGGGAAGAGAUGGACAGAAUGGACGAGGACGACGACUGGGAGAAGGUGGAUUCUGACCGCAAGGGCGAUAGGAUGAGCGGCAUCCAAAGCGACGACGUCUUCAACCACGGAGGAUUUGACGACUGAAGACUGUCGCUUGAUGUCCUGGUCUAACUAUGCCCCCUUCUCGUUGCCUUUUGUUUCCACCUCGUUCUUUUCCUCUAAACGUUCUACGCCGUCUUGCACAUUGUACUCGUGCACAAACUUCGUCCACACGCACGUCCGCACCCACCCAUUCUCUCACUCCCUCACUCACUCCCUCCCUCCCUCCCUCACUCACUCCCGCAAUCACACAGGGCUGGCUACCCUCGCGCAGAAAGGUAGCCUGUCUUGCGGUCACGCCUACAUUAAAAAAAAUAUGCUGCUCUCACCACAAAAGUCAUCUGUAAAGCGGUCGGCAUUCUAUCGUAUGUGUGCCGCCAUACUGUUUUUGCCACGGGUCCCUUUCAUAGCCUUUUGGCGCUCUGUACACACCACGUUACGACCGAUCAAUGAAUACAAGCACUCACGCACACACACACACCGCAUAAAGAAAGAGAUGCAUAACAACCAGGGGGUACCAUGAGCGGGGGAAACGGUAUUUCUGACCGUCUGCAUUUUUCCCCUCGUCAAUUUUUUUCUCGUUUAUGUCUGCAUGGGAACGGUGUUUCAUCUCAUUCAGCGCUUGUUCUUUUGUCGACUGAUUGCUGCGCUAUGUCGCCGUUUUCGACUAUCGUUUCCCAACGUAACUGUCAUCGCGAUGAAUGCAAGUGGGAGGAACAAUUUUACCUUUUUUUUUUCUUUUUCCUUUGGCACACGAUUAGUCGUGUUGUCUUACGUCGUAAUGCUGUACAUGCACUAAACGACGGGAGGAUGCAGUGAUUGUAUAUAUGAUGGACGACGAAGUCGCUAUAAGCAAAGCAGAAGCGAAUGACCCAAAAAGUUCUUUGAUAACGACA
Messenger RNA from Verruconis gallopava, 5027 nucleotides. RefSeq lists its product as hypothetical. Lineage: Eukaryota; Fungi; Ascomycota; Dothideomycetes; Venturiales; Sympoventuriaceae. Gene Ontology annotation, biological process: protein phosphorylation. The record is from RefSeq and is a predicted model, not a curated record. The coding region runs from base 1405 to 4176 and encodes 923 amino acids. The transcript is spliced from 2 exons. Gene Ontology annotation, molecular function: ATP binding; protein serine/threonine kinase activity.